Molecule: messenger RNA, 669 nt
Organism: Helicoverpa armigera (cotton bollworm)
Lineage: Eukaryota; Metazoa; Arthropoda; Insecta; Lepidoptera; Noctuidae
Product: ADP-ribosylation factor-like protein 16
Exons: 4
Coding region: 127-669 (180 amino acids)
Molecular function (GO): GTP binding; GTPase activity
Source: RefSeq, a predicted model, not a curated record
UCAAGGUUGCUUCGUAGACGUGUUGUGCGGAGCUAAGGUCGGCGCACACGCAGCCGGGGAGUGGGGGGCCGGCCUGAGUGGGCCGGUGGAUUCCCAAUACGUUUAUGGGCUAAACUUUGCUGCCAAAUGAUUGUGCUAAAAAUCUCAGUGUUGUGUCUAGGACCGAAGGGUUCAGGGAAGACCACGUUACUGAAAAAACUUCAAAACGCUGAAGGGAUCGACAAUACAUACAGCCCUGUGCCAACUAUUGGAACGAAUAUUUACGACAUUUAUUAUAUAAACAAGCAUGGGAAAAAGCAAAUGUUGUCAAUCAGAGAGGUGGGCGGUGAGAUGGCGCCACUGUGGCACAAUUAUUUAGACGGUAUUGAAAAGGUAAUUUACGUGGUGGACACAUCUAAUUUGUGUCAGAUAUCUGCCGCUGCUGUGUUACUUUACACGUUACUGGCUGAACCAAGACUUAAAAGCGCCAAGUUUAUCCUUGUGCUGAGCAAGAUGGACGCAGCAUACAGACAGAUGCGUAACGAAGCGCUUCUAAUGCUGCAACACACGCGACUCAGCACUGAGCUAUCUAAUGCUCCGAUGCUGUUGGAGGCUGCGCCCCUCACCGGAGAGGGCAUGGACCAGCUCAAGGUUGCCCUCUGUGAUACUAAACCCGCAACCACAGUUUAA